Molecule: messenger RNA, 675 nt
Organism: Penicillium daleae
Lineage: Eukaryota; Fungi; Ascomycota; Eurotiomycetes; Eurotiales; Aspergillaceae
Product: ribonuclease P subunit p20 family protein
Exons: 2
Coding region: 1-675 (224 amino acids)
Biological process (GO): rRNA processing; intronic box C/D snoRNA processing; tRNA 5'-leader removal
Cellular component (GO): ribonuclease MRP complex; nucleolar ribonuclease P complex
Molecular function (GO): RNA binding
Source: RefSeq, a predicted model, not a curated record
AUGGGGAACGGACCUUUGGAGCGAAAGCUCCAAUUCGAGAAGAAGAAUCAGGAUCUUGUCAAGCUCCCUAAGUACGCGAAGGUUGAAAAGCGACCUAUUCCCCAUGCGCCAGUCGCCUCCCCCUACGCUGGUGCUUCGGUGCCCAAGAUCGUCUACGUAUCCAGCAACACGCCCUUCAUGAGUGCCGUGAAGCGCGUCCAGAAAUUACUCCGCCAGGCUGAGAAGCGCGUCACAGCCAAUAUCAGCCUCGAGGAUAGCCGAAAAACAGAACAGCAGAAGCUCAUGGAGCUUGCCAGAAUCGCUGAAAUGCGGGAAGAAGUGUUUGUGAAGGCUACCGGGCGUGCUAUCGAGAAGGCAUUGAACGUGGGCAAGUGGUUCGAGGAGAAAGAGGCUGAAUACACUGUCCGAGUGAAGACUGGGAGUGUGCUUGUUGUCGAUGACGUGGUUGAAGAUGAAGAGAAGAAAGAGCGGGAGUUACAGAAGCAACAACGUGAGGAGGGGAGGGAUCCCCAAAAGAACGCUGAAGAGAAAUCCGAUUCACAAAAUGCUACAUCGAAAAGCGCCGCGAAGGAAAAGAAGAAGCGUCCCGCCUCUGCGAUAUCCGAAGACGCCGAGCUUCCGGAGACCAGAACCCGAUGGGUCAAAAUGGUUGAGGUGGCUGUAAGCCUCAGGUGA